CGGUAAUGUACGUGCCAUGAACCGGAUGCACGCCUUUGCUUCACGUACACGACGUAUGCAUAGUUGCACCAAUCAGGACUACUGGCCGACGUCUAGGCGCAUUGUGUUGGUAAUUUCCAGUUCUUUCAAGCGUCGUGCUCUUCCACUGGUGUCUUUGGCCUCGAGGCAACUCUACCACACGCCUUGUGAACCGUUAAACCAACAUUCGUUUCGUCCACUAAUUUUCCUGGCCAGGGGUUGCACCCCAUCUAGACAAAUAAAUUAAAGAGCAAUGGAAAAAUAUGGCCAAACGCCAUAAACUAUCUCAAAGACGCUAGAAAAGAAAUAGAAAAUAAAAUACGGGAAUAAUGAUAUCGGAAUAAACGUAAUGAUAUUAUUUUUACGUGAUGGUAGUAAUAUAAUUUUUCCAAGGCAAAGAACGUACGAGUCACCCAAGUAUUACUUCACGAGCGGACAACAUCCGUAAGCACACUCGCCUGAAGGACACUGCGCAACGAAAUCAAUUUGUCCGACUCGCCUGUAACUUUGUCCCGGGAUAUUUUCAUCCCAGUGCCGGGUUCGAUUGUUUCGAUCGGCCCCGAGAGCCAUGUCCCCUCCGAAAGUAACGUCCAAGUGCGCGACAUCCAGUCGGGAAAUGGUCGAGCAAGCGGAGUGGUCGGUCGCGUCGCCGCCUCCGCGAGAAAGAAGGAAUUCUAACACGAAAAAGAAGCAGAACGCGGACGACAAGGUCGUCAGGUUUCGCUGUGACUUUCCCUCGACGCAGGUUAGGGUGAUGCUGGCGAGAGGAUGGGUCCAGGUAAUGGAAUGUCCCUUAUUCAUGCCGGCGACCUUAACGAGCCGAGGGUAGGAACUGGUCUCGGAUAUCCCUUUAAGGCCCUUGCCCGACGGACAAAACCGUGUUUAAAAGCGCAUAGGUUCGCCCGCUAUGGAAGAACGUGGACGGUGAUUAUGCGAAAAUCCGCAUUGUCCCCCACCCCCCGCCCCCCCCCGGCGUUGGCAACCACGGGAACCUUGAUCCUAGAUUACGAAUAGAAUGCUUAUGCAACGCGCGAUGGGGAACCAGACUUAAUUUCACCGACGAAAAUUGGCUUUUUCGAGAAGGAUGGUCGCUUCGAGGCCAGCCUGUUUUUUUUUUUUUUUUUGGAGGUAGUUAUUAGAGGCCAGGAUAAUUAAUAUCCGAGUCGAAGCCAGUGUAGGAAUUAAAAAAUGACGUCGAUGUUAUUCGAAAAGUAAAAUAUAAGUGAAUCAUCCAGUAAUCAAAAUUUAAAUUUGCACGUUUCUUCGUGAAAGUGUUAGUACUAGAUUCGUGAGGUCUUCCCGUUGAAAAUGAGCCCAAACACGGGCCAAUUCGGACUACCUUGGAUUCCACUAUCUCUUAUCAAUCUUAACAUGUCGAAUAUUCGAAAAAGUUAAAGUGAUCCAAAUAUAGCCGUGUUUGUACUCGAUUCAAUCGCCGGAGUUUCGUCAAUCCAUCCGUAAUGCUUUCACAAAAAUAUAUCAAGAAAAUAUAAAAUCUUGAUUUGAAUAAUUCCCAGCCCCUACUUUUUCCAAGGUAAGCGACCCUAACGACUUCGGCUGGCAUCUCUGGUGGUGCGAGACGAACGACGUACGUCAGGCCUCAGACUUGAAGCUCACUCCCUACCAGAGGAUACCCCACUUCCGUAACCAUUACGAACUGACGCGCAAGAACUACCUGUACAGGAACCUGAAGCGCUACAAAAAGUCGCUACUGAAAUCGACGAAGACCGACGAGGCGUCCCUAUGCGAUUCCAUGCCCUUAACUUUCGAGCUCCCCAACGACUACAGACUGUUCACGGAGGAGUAUCAUAAACAACCAGGCAGGUGACGAGCACGUUGGCGAUACAUUAAUGUAACGAUAACAUAAGAUAAAUAGACCGUGGAUAUUUAUGCGAAUCAAUACUUUCACCGAUGCAGAAAUAUAAUUGAAACUGAAAUCAACGUCUCGAAAGUAUGUAAACGUUUUCGUCGUCUAAAUUUCAGGAAGGAAAUUCGACCUGUCUUCUAAUUUAUAUAACACGUGUAUCAUUGUUGAAAAUUUUGUAUAUUUUUGCAUUUCUGCAUGGUCUUCUAGAUUUUCUUAUACGAAGUCAAAUAAGAACACUAAUCGUAAGAUGCAUGUAUGGGCCCAGUGGUAAACCGAUAGACUGCCAAUCCCGAGAACGAAUCUCGAACGAAGUUCGAAUCUCGCGUGUGCCAUUUUCGUUUUUAAUCCGUUUGAAUAAACUUUGUAAAUUUCUGCGACUAGGCGCCACGUGGAUCGUGAAGCCGGCGGGAAGAUCACAGGGCAGAGGUAUCUUCUUGUUCAGGAAGUUGAAGGACCUGGCCGAGUGGAGAACGAAAGAGUUCUGCUUUCCACUGCUGGAGACACACAGCGAGACAUUCAUCGUUCAGAAAUACGUGGAGAACCCGUACCUUCUGGCAGGAAGGAAAUUCGACCUGCGCAUCUACGCCCUGGUGACCUCGUUUCAUCCACCGAAGGUGUGGUUGGCUAGAGAAGGCUUCGCCCGUUUAUCAGCCGAGCUGUUCGACUUGGAGAACAUAGACGACAGCAGGGUGCACUUGACGAACAUGGCGAUACAGCUGAAGACGAACGUGGAGGACAAGAAGGAAGAGCUGAAGAAAGGUUGCAAAUGGGCCUUGACCAAGGUCAGAGAGUACUUGACCGCUCGUCACGGGGUGGACGCCGUUGAAGCGCUGUUCCAGAGGAUUGCUGGUCAGUCAGGUCUAUUCGCGGUGGAUGGUUUACCUACUAGCUUCUACCUGAGCGAGGCAAUCUUCUCUUUUAUCGUAGGUGUGAUAAUGGCCAGCCUGCUGGCGGUUCAGCCCGUGAUAAUGCAAGGAAGGAAUUCUUUCGAGUUGUAUGGCUACGAUAUUCUUCUCGACGAGGGUCUCACACCCUGGUUGCUGGAAGUGAACGCCUCGCCAGCCUUGACCGGGACCGACAGCGACGAUUAUCGGCUAAAGUUCGACCUCAUCGACGACACGCUCAACGUUCUCGACAUCGAGGGUCGAUUCUCGGCCAGGGAAACGAGAAUCGGCGGCUUCGACCUCCUGUGGAACGACGGCCCCGUGUGGACCGCUUGUCCUAAUCCCUCUAUCUGCGGCGAGCCGCCCAAUGACCUCAGAAAACUCAACAUUUACCUUGGGGCUCGGAACGACCGCGUCGGACAGUUACGUCAGCUUCGCAACUGCCUGAACGGAAGACGCAAUAAAACCGCACGGGUGGCCACGGCUGCCAACUGCGUACGAAAGAUAGCUCUCGACAAAAAUUGAAUUUUUUUAAACAGAACUCUGAUUUUUCUCACGUACCACAAGUUAGGUUUGAUUCGUGAUUUUUAUCCGACGAGGAAUUUUACACCAGGGAUAGAGACUCCACACAGAGGAGUCGGAAAUGUUGUUUUUGCACGGUGCGUCGACGUAAUGGUCGGCAGAUUAGCGUCGUUCGCGGCUCUCCUUAAAAUUAACGCGAUUUGCGGUCGAGUUUCGUCUUCGCGCGUUGCACGGACUGGAUGGGGGAAUCAGCUUUGCGCAAGAACGAAAAGUGCGGCGGGGUAAAAUGCGAGGAACCGUACACAAAGUGUUCCCUUUUCAUUUUUACGAGACCGGAGGUUAUAAAACGAUCGAGGGGUUAAAGUAGGCAUCGAAGUCCCACCUGUAAAUGGUAUUUUCAAACAUUUUUCAAACGAACCGAUGAAAACCAACAUCGAAACAAAUUAAUAAUAGAAGUCAAAGAAUUUCUUUUACCGUAAAUAAUUUGCAACCAGGCACUCGCUGAAACGAUGACUCGAGUUUUACAAAUGGUUGCGUAAUGCUAUACAAUCAGUCGAAAACCCGGUUUGUGAAAUGCUCCGUUCUUUCGAUUCUCUCAAGCUGCAUCAUCGCGCACAAUGGCAGGAUAUCAGUUUCCACCGAUUCCCAGGUACAAAGCAAAUUCGUCGAAACUCUUGCACAGAGAAUCGCCAGUCGGUUAAAAAAUAACGUGCCUUUGCAGCUCGCGUUUCAAUUCCAAUUCAAGUAUCGCAACAAACCGGCGCAACCGUUUUUCCCUUCACGGGAAAUAAAUUCUCGUUUCCGCUCCGCGAAACGUUCGACGAUUCGGUUUGAUUAAAGUAGCCAUUUCCAGUGGAUGCGCGGAAUGUUAUACAGCAUGUAAAAGUAGUAUGUCGAUGUCUGACUAUCGUGGCAUCAAAGUUUAACAAAAAAAAAAAAAAAUUAUUUUUAUUAUUAUUAAAACGUAUUACUUUCUUAACGCCGCCUAGUCACCUUCAGCGAGUUCAACAAAGUCGUCUAAAUAAAGCAGAAAUAGGGGAAUAUCGCGACGAUGUUCCCAGAGUCCCCCUGUUGUGUGCAUUUACACGUGCACGGAGCCAUCGAUGUUUCAGGGAGUAAACAACAGAUAAGGAACUAUCCUCAGUUUUACCCCGAUAGGUUGGGAAUGUCUUUCGAAAGUUUUUCAAGAAAGAAAAAAAAAAAAAAACAAAGCAGCCCGUGCGCAAUUUUUCACAGUCACGUCACGCGAAUCUUUUCUUUCCAUGCAACGUUUCCGACAUAUUUUUCUUCCGUGCAAUUUUCCUCGGACUCCUCGACGCGAAUCUUUUUUUCCACGGCUCCGUUGCAAUUUUUCUCAGACAUUUCGCACGGCCGUUUCUUUUCUCCUCCUUCUGUCCAAUUUUUCUCGGAUCUCGGAACUCGGUCCGACCCGUCGGACUCGACGCCAUCGAAAUCUCGUUUUUCUCGUCCGAUUCAAUUUCAUUGUAGCUACGUGGCAACAGCGGCUGCGGCACCAACUGGCUGAGACUAACGAGCACGAAUUUGCUCGAUGCCGUGCGCCUGGCGCAUAAAUGUAUAUGCAUAUUCAUACGAGGCUGCACACGGUCAUGCGCCCACCGUGGGCAGCAUAAUCCUUCCUCUCCUGCCCCGCGACUCGUUCCACUUCCGUGAACCUAAUUUUUUCCGAUGGGCGACGGAAAUUUUCAUGAAAAAUCGACCGGCGUCGUCGCUUUCGCGCGAGCGAGACAAAACUCCAAGCAUAGGAUGUAAACAACGGCAUAAAACGAAGGUGCAGUCACGUUCGUAACAACGACGGCGAUACCGACCCUCUGUCGUACGCAAUAACUGUCUCGAAAGUAAAUUAUGAAGAUAUCCUCGUGGCUCGCGACGAAGGACGAGGGUUCGAUGAUGUAUGCCUCGCACGAAACGAAACACGAUACGGGGCGUAUAUCCCGCGCCGUGUUACAGAAAACAAAGUUGACCUUCGACUCUCCUCUACACUUCAGAGGGCAUAGAUGCCUUGGUAACUCGUACGAAGCUUCUAAAUGAUUGGUAACUCGUACGAAGCUUCUUAAUUAUUUAUUUAUAAGGGUCGCAUUAACAUCAGGGUCGUUAGCGACCACUUUGGUGUACAGUUAUACAUAUGUAUAUAUAAACAAACAGCGAAUAGUACAGCGAGUUACAUUUUGUAAUACAGAUUUACAUUUUUAAGAAAAGUAAGGAUUUCAGUACUGUUUUCUUUUAUCAUUGGAAUUUUAUCAUUUUUUUUAUCAUUCACUUAGAUUAUCGGGUAUAUUAUGGGUUAUCCGUUGUGUUGUGAGUGCAGGACAGCUUAAAAGGAUACGUUCUACAGUUAACGGUAUAUGACACGUGUUACAUAAGGUUGGUGGUUGUUUUUUGAUUACACGAAGGUGCGUAAUGUUUGUGUGUCGAAUUCUGAGUCUUGUGAAAACUACUUGAUCUUUUCUAUAAAGCGAAUUUUGCCCGCGAUACAACGCGAUGUUCCUUUUAAAUCUUCGCAUUUCCAAGUAUUUGGAUUCGUAAACAAACUGUCCACUGCAAAAUUUGGGUCAUCGCGCUUCGGACGCGUCUCUAGCGAGACGGCGAGCACAUUCGUCGGCUUGUUUCGUUGUUUAUUCGCGGCCACGAUAAAAUAAACGAUCCCGUGUAAUUACGGCGAUAAAGAGAGCCGAGGAAACAGUUUUUCAUGUCGGCCAGAGAUCCCCUCCGACCCGGAAAAUUGUUUGUUCGUCCGCGCUCUCGACGGCUGAACUUAUUAAAUUCGUGAAACCGUGUCGCAACCACGAAAGAAUAUGCAGAGGGGUAGGAGGCAAUGUACUCUCGCUUUUACGCGGCCUUUUCUCGUCGUCCGUUCCCCCCUCGCUCUUCAACCGGGGACUAAAUUUAGCGAAAGAGUCGUAUAACUCGGUAAGCGUGCUCGUAUUAUCCUGAUUCUUCCAGGCAACGGCGAGUAAACUCGUUAAAAUGUUACUUCACCAUUAUCGUUUCCACUUCGCUUCCAAACGGUGCUGCUGCCCGCCGUUUCGUUCCGCUGCGAGACAUUUCGCUGCGUGUAUCUUUUCCGAAUCGUUUCAAUCGCCGGAUCGAUUUUUAUUCCCAACGUUUAUUCAAUGGACCCGUUAAACCACCGCUCGGGAAACGUAAAUUUAUUCUUAGAACUGCAUACUUUCUUUUCCUUUACGGUACGUAUUAGGUGUAGAGAUAUUAAUCUUUUCGAUUAAAAUAAUUUUCGUUCGUACGAUUAGCGAUGCACAAAUCGCAACCGAUUUCCUAAGUAAUAUUCGUAGGAAUUGUUUUCAAAGGAUUCCCAAUCGAAACUAAACAAAAAGAUGAUAUCGUCGAGCUUCUUUUUCGAGCCGUCCAUCCGUAUAUAACCUACUAAUGGAAUUCUUCGUCCUCGAUAAAAGUCAGCGUCUAAGUAAUUCGUGUCGUUGCUAAAAAACGACUUGGCCGUGUCUAAAAAUACCGUGACAUCCCGUCGUCCUCCCGGUACCUUCGACUCGUAUAAAAAUGGCUACCCGCGGAUACGUGAACCGUGAACUGCACGGAACAUGUUCAUCGACGUUUCCAAUAACGUGCGAGCGCGCAACGAGAACGUCGAAGGAAUCUUGUCGCGUGCGCGCGCGCAGGAAUCCUACGAAUCCGAUAUUCUCAGAGGCUGUGAUCUUAUUAUCAAUGUAUACGACGAGGAUACCGCGCUCGAUACGAUCAAACGAGAGCUAGGAAUGGGGAAACAGGAAUUGAACCUCCGAUACCUGCGUGACUUCUUCUUUACUCCCGACACCGGGCCUUUUUAUUCGAUACUUUAUCACUCCGUGUGCAUUGUGGACGGAACAAUGUUGAAUUCUGCUCGAAACUGGAGAAACAGAUGGCUGGGUCGAUUCUGACCCAUUACAGAACUUUACAAAUAUGUAAUAGGGUGCAUUUGGUGUAGUAAUAAAUUUUCUAUCUUUAAUUAUCUGUAACUCUGGCUUAAACAGAAAUAUUUGCUAGCCAUUUUGUUAUAUCGAAGUGACAACUUUAAUAUCAAUAAAUGGAAUACUUUAUCUUCUUUCUAAAGGUCAAGUUAUCAUUCGGACAACAAAUUAAAUCAUAUCGAGAGCCCAGGUUUGCGUAGAGAAACGAAAAGUUCGCGAUGAACGCAAAGUAUAAAUCGUCGACGCAGUGCGCAGAAAUAAUGAAUAAUUAAACGGUAAUUGGAGCACUGGAAGAAAAAGGGGACCCUGUAUCCCUGUUAUAGGCUGUUUGGCAUCGAUAAUUCGAUUGCCAAUUAAAGCUCAAUUAAUGCCGUUCGCGCGCGCGCGGCAACGUCCGUUUAAUGACAUAAUAAAACGAAACGAUUAAUUAACAACGAUUGGCCAGGUAUUUCGAAACGGAGAAAUUCGAAUUCUGAAUACGCAGCGAUUCGACGCAACACAUGUAUUUAAACGUUAACUUUAGACUACGUUUCGCCUGUCCCAAACAGAUCCAGUCUCGUCCAAACUCGACGUCAGUCUCGUUUAAUUUCAAACCGACGCUGCAUUUGCCUGGGACGAUAAAUAAUCCGCGGCCAAGUAGUUGCGGUCAAAUCUGAAUACAAUUUACGUUUAAAUGUGGCGAAUUCUGCACUCGAAAUGCAAACCAGAUACAGUUAAUUUCGUAUGUAACCUUCGCGGUAGCAAACUGCUG
Messenger RNA from Hylaeus volcanicus, 7980 nucleotides. Its product is annotated as probable tubulin polyglutamylase TTLL9. Gene Ontology annotation, biological process: microtubule cytoskeleton organization; protein polyglutamylation. Bases 2137 to 3294 code for a protein of 385 amino acids. The record is from RefSeq and is a predicted model, not a curated record. The transcript is spliced from 2 exons. Lineage: Eukaryota; Metazoa; Arthropoda; Insecta; Hymenoptera; Colletidae. Gene Ontology annotation, molecular function: tubulin binding; tubulin-glutamic acid ligase activity. Gene Ontology annotation, cellular component: cilium.